Messenger RNA from Ostrea edulis (European flat oyster), 1218 nucleotides. Its product is annotated as U11/U12 small nuclear ribonucleoprotein 35 kDa protein-like. The transcript has 2 exons. Gene Ontology annotation, biological process: mRNA splicing, via spliceosome. Gene Ontology annotation, molecular function: snRNA binding; mRNA binding. The coding region runs from base 309 to 1037 and encodes 242 amino acids. Gene Ontology annotation, cellular component: precatalytic spliceosome; U12-type spliceosomal complex. NCBI's taxonomy places the organism in Eukaryota, Metazoa, Mollusca, Bivalvia, Ostreida, Ostreidae. The record is from RefSeq and is a predicted model, not a curated record.
AGAAGGUUAUUGUACGGUGCCUGCGACAAGUAAAAGUAAGCCCUAUUUAUCACCUUAUUUUGUCCGAGUGUUAUAUAGCUAGAUAUUUUCCAUGUGAUAAUGACUAGUUUUGAUCAGAUUAGCAUCCUUUUAUUUUGACUCGAAUCACAGCUCCUUGUCGCGCCUUAACCUCAGCGGAGAUUAUGCUCGGCUAGACACAAGCUAGUGUAACAGAGACCUGUCACGAAAUAUUAGACCUAGUCCUUGUGAACUGACAACUUCAUCGGUGAAGGCAUCAGUCCAAAAAUCCAGCCGAGUCCAGUCUCAGAAUGGCCCAAGAAGAUUGGACACCUUUAGCAAAGAAAUACUGCCCCCUGAUGGCAGGCAGUAUCGAUAUGACUGACACAGAACCUCAUGACCAUGGAAUCAUCAGGGCCUUUUCCUCUUCUUACAAACCAAACAAGGAUGUGGCUGGUGAUCCUAACUGUACAGUGUUUGUAUCUCAUCUGAACCCCAAAACUGAUGAAGAAACACUGGAAUCAGAAUUCUCUUACUUUGGAGAUAUAAAUAAAAUAAGACUAGUUAGGGACAUUGUCACUGGGCAUUCCAGGUGUUAUGCAUUUGUGGAGUUUAAUGAGGAACGGUCAGCAGUCAAGGCAGAAAGAGAUGGACAUUUAAUGGAAAUUGAUGGACGUGAAAUUCUUGUGGACUUUGAACUGGAGCGUAGACUGCCAGGGUGGGUUCCCAGAAGAUUAGGUGGAGGCUUUGGAGGCAAGAAAGAAUCGGGUCAGUUGAGGUUUGGAUGUAAAGAUCGCCCAUGGCGAAAACCCAUUUCUAUGCAGAGAAGGCAUUUAACAGACAAUUUUGAUGAUAAUGAUGGUGAAAGAAUUCAAAGUGGUCAGAGACUAAAUGAUGGGAAAAUCAGAAAGCGCUCCAGAGAUGGAGGUAGGUCACCUGAUAGGAUCCAGUCCAGGGAUGGUCGAUCACGAGACUGGCACAGGAAAAGCAGCUGGUCCCUAGAAAGCAGUAGAAGAAAGAGGAGCAGAUCCAAACACUGAUGACAUGGAUCUUAUUAAAGACAUUUUUUCAAGCUUUGAAAUGCCAUAAUUGAAAGAAAUUACUGAAGAAAAUGUGUUUUUUCAUUCAAACAUUAUAACAUGUUAUAAAUUAGUAUGACAUUUUUUUUUUACAAUAAUGAGACUGGAUGCAUCAAUCUAAUUAAAAUCAGAUCUUUUCUAA